Annulohypoxylon maeteangense is the source of this 1317-nucleotide messenger RNA. RefSeq lists its product as uncharacterized. The record is from RefSeq and is a predicted model, not a curated record. Bases 156 to 950 code for a protein of 264 amino acids. NCBI's taxonomy places the organism in Eukaryota, Fungi, Ascomycota, Sordariomycetes, Xylariales, Hypoxylaceae. The transcript is spliced from 3 exons.
UAGCACAAGCAAGAAAUAACACUGAGCUACCAAUGAUUAGCCAACCCCUGAGCUGUUUUAAAUGAAUACAUAUUUUAUUCAAACUCACCACGUUCCUUUGGCUAGACUUAAACACUAGCAGGCACUAGUUUCAUUCUCUGGUAUUGACAACAAGAAUGUCAGCCAGCAACAGUUCGAGCAUAUCCGAGCCACAUCCUCUGUCGAUAGCCAAAUCCCAACGUCUGCGUAAAUGGAAACAACAACUCCUAUUCAAUGUUGAAUCACCGGAUGGUACAUCGGGUACCAAAGUUACCGGCUUUGUAGAUGGGGGAUCUGAUGUGUCCAUGAUAUCGAAAAAGAUAGCCAAGAAAGCUGGACUUGAAAUAAUACCGCUUAAACCUGAGGCGAGGCCAGAUCUCGAAGGGCUUGAAGGCCGCUUAUUAUGUCAACCAAUUGGAUUCGUUUAUGCAAAGAUAAGGCAGGCGGAUCUAAGUCUUGAUACAACUGCAUUGGCUUUUUAUGUUGUUGACGUUAAGAAAAUACAAAUUUUGCUGGGGAGUGAGUUCGGCCAGGAGUACGGUAUCGAAUCGAAAAUAUACGAAGCAGUCGAAAAUGAGAUCGACCCCGUAGACUGGGACAGGGACCGUCCAACCUGCCACAAUGUUUGCGUUCUCUUCGAUGCACGUAGCAAAGGUCGCCAACGAAAAGAAGAGGAGCAAACACAACAGCAACGCAAACAACACAGCGAACAAGUAUUGCUGGCAAUUGAAGCAAUGAAAACCCAACGGAACCUUCAGGCCAGUCAGUCAGCGAUGGGCUCUUACGGAGGUUCUGCCAGCUUUCCUUCUACAAUCUCGUCGCUGUCAGCCUCCUCAGCAUACUCAAACUUCACGGGCUCGUCAGCUUCGACUGCCCCAUCUUCGUGUGACGCGACCCAGACAGGAACUGUCAACACUGGUCAGAAGUCAUAAGUUGACGAGACAAUAUCCCUAUCAGAGAUCAUGCCAUAUCGGAGUUGGGCCCACUAGAAUUUUGGCCUUAGCCUAAGACCUUCUCGUGGAUAACUCCAGAGAGUCACAUACAGAGAGUCUGAUCUAUGUAUACCAUGAUCAUGCACGGGGAGUUUCUGCAAUCGCCAGAUUCGCCUCGUCGCAACUCCCUCUCCCCUUGAGAUCUAGUUCUGUUUCAUACGUUGCUCAAUUCGUUUUCAACAACGUAUGUACACACUAGACUAUUCCAUUCUGGCGCUCUUUCGCGAGCGCAAGUAAUAGGUAGUCGGUGAUUCGAUCUUCAAUAUCGUCUCUGAUACCAUUGCUCUUGCUUUGAUUUCAUCAUUCC